AUGCCUGCCUGCCAGGCGCGCUCAAUCAUGUUGGCUUUUUCACGCUUACUAGAGUUACGCCCGCGCCGGUGGCGCGGACCGGCAGGAGCCGGUGGCCGCGACAAGCCGGCCGGGAGCCGGCAAAGAAACAGGCCGUCGUCGGGGGUUUCAUUGCGGUGUUCGGGCGAAUAUAGAAGUGGUCUGAAUAACUGGCAUCAUCGCCUGCCGAAUUAUUCAACUAUUAUUCCCGUGGGGCCCAGGGGCCACGGACCCCGGAGAAGGCCGCGCCGCGCUAGCUUUCGUGUUCGCGAUCGCGAUUUUGAAAACGCUGAAGGUGGGAAAAUUGCGGCCUACGCCAAUCGCAGCGUGCCAGGUGGGGGCCGGGCCAUCCUGGUGGUUACGAAGGGCUUAUCAUUGUUCCCGGGGCCUCCAGGCCACCGGCUGCAGCGCAGGACGAAAACGGUGGCCGCCCGUCCGAUCGCAUCAUCUCGCGGCGCGCGGACCUUGUCAGUUCCGUUUCCCGGACGCCAACCGGAAGGAGCCGGUCGCGGCAUGGUUACCUCCGCCCUGACACGGUUUUCCCCUUCGCACAGACAGACAGCCAGCACAGCCAGCACAGGCGCACAGCGGAGUGGAGCCAGUCAGUCCUCCCCGCUCCGCUCCGCUUCGCUUUCGUCCCGGCCCGUCCCGUCCCGUCCCGUCUGGCUGGCUGGCUUUCCCUUCGGGUUCCCCGUCCGCGUCCGGGUCCGGGCCCGGGCCCGGGCCCGAGAGAGCGUGAGCGUGUACAUUGCUUGUCGCUCGCGUCUCCCGUUGUCUCUCCUCUCUGGCCGUGGCCUGCUUGCUCUGCCCGCCUCGCGUCCCUCUCGUCCGGCUCUCCUCGUUCUGAGUGCGUGUCGCCGUGGCUCUCUUCCCCUCCUCGGUCGCUCCCUCGAGAGAGGACCGACCCUUUUCCUGGGCUCGGUGGAAAGUGAAACACAACAUUGCCAGCAAUAG
Messenger RNA from Marchantia polymorpha subsp. ruderalis, 972 nucleotides. The record is from the annotation of a GenBank genome assembly. NCBI's taxonomy places the organism in Eukaryota, Viridiplantae, Streptophyta, Marchantiopsida, Marchantiales, Marchantiaceae.